UUUGCCAAAAUAAAAGCGAGAGUCGAAAAAUGAACAACAAAACUGCUGCCGCGUUUCGUUAAAUGUCAGCGUGUGAAGUGUUGCUGAAUACUCGUCGGGUAAAUAAUUAUUGCAAAUUUUCCUCCACGUGGUGGCGUUUGCGCUACACAUUUCUGCUUCCGGUCAGGACUUCUUGCACGACAGUUGCGUGGCAAAGAGGGCAGAAGACCGAGAAGAUGAUGGAGUUCUGCGACAGUGUCCUCACAGACCGCUCAGAAGAAUCCAAUGUUGGGAGCGACAUAGAAUCUCAACGAUUGGCGAGCCUUCAUUGCAAACAAUGCAACACUGUGCUCGCAGACUCAUUCUCCGUGUGCGGAGAAAUCAAAUGUCUGGAUGCCAUCGCCUUUCUACGAGUCAGCGAUGACGUGAUAGUUAGCAGCGUGAAGGAGUGUGGAGAUAAAGGAGACAUCGCUGACUGCGUCUUCAGCAGCGUGAGUUGCCGCGAGUGUGGCGUGAUGGCGGGUAAAGUCCUCCACGCCGCCCCCCCGCACCUGGCUGAUCUGCGCUCCUUGUUCCUGCUGCAAAAGGCCAAGCUGCGAUGUUACAUGCUGGACAGCCGCGCCAUGGUUGAGGCCUCGUCGGUCUCCUUUGAUGUGGCGCCCCUGGGGGAGGACCUCCACAAGUUGAGGGCGCAGUUUGAGGCUCUCUCCCAUCACAUGACUCAAGUAACAAGACACCCCAAGAAGGGCGGGAAAAGCAGCCAGAAGUGAAAAGACCAGCAACACUAGAUAGGCGGCCGCCACCCCCAAAGGGAAUAAGCGGUAGGAAAUGGAUGGAUGGCAGUAGCAUAGCUGCGUGUGCUAACAUGGCAUUUUAACUUCAUGCUAGUUUAGCACAGCUGCUGAGGAACUACAUGACCUAACUUGCACCUUCUAGGUUUGAAGCAGACUGUUUAUGCAUUUUGAGAUGUGUAGUGAAGCCUUUUUUGGGGGGGGGGGGUUGUUACCUGUCACACUUGUUACUAGGAAGGUUUCCUUCAUGCCUCAAAAAGCAAGUGUUUGAGCA
Nerophis ophidion (straightnose pipefish) is the source of this 1044-nucleotide messenger RNA. RefSeq names its product opa interacting protein 5 (gene oip5). Gene Ontology annotation, biological process: CENP-A containing chromatin assembly; chromosome segregation. The transcript is spliced from 5 exons. Lineage: Eukaryota; Metazoa; Chordata; Actinopteri; Syngnathiformes; Syngnathidae. The record is from RefSeq and is a predicted model, not a curated record. Gene Ontology annotation, cellular component: chromatin; chromosome, centromeric region; nucleus. Bases 63 to 749 code for a protein of 228 amino acids.